Molecule: messenger RNA, 1434 nt
Organism: Suillus paluster
Lineage: Eukaryota; Fungi; Basidiomycota; Agaricomycetes; Boletales; Suillaceae
Exons: 1
Coding region: 1-1152 (383 amino acids)
Molecular function (GO): monooxygenase activity; oxidoreductase activity, acting on paired donors, with incorporation or reduction of molecular oxygen; heme binding
Source: RefSeq, a predicted model, not a curated record
AUGUCUCAUACUAGUAUUGUCUUGAUUUUCUCCGCUGCGGCAAUCGUCGCCGUAGUCGCCGCCAAAGCGCUCGUGACCCCAAGGACAAGGGUACACACCAGUGUCCAAGCAAUCCGGGCACUGUUGAGUCCCCCUGACCUCCCCAUCUCCGCGUUAUUACGCGCGCGCUCCAUACCCAACCAGCGCCUGGUAAAGGCGCUUGGUAUUUCCAGCACGUUCGUCAGCAGCGACCCACACGUACAUGACGAUUUCACCCACGAAGCCAAAGCUCUAAUAACUGCCGUCAGCGCGAGGGAUGGGUGGUCGAGGGUUGCUGAUGUUGCUGAAGCCUGCGUGAACAGGUUCCUUGACACUGCAGAGAGCCUUGACUACGCCACCUUCGCGCAAUCAGUCACGCUCAGUGUCGUCUUGGCAGGGCUGCUGGGGACAGAUAUCGAAGAUCUGGCCCCCGCAGACGUCGCAUUCGUGACCAAAACCAUCAACGACCGUUGGGCGCAAUCCAAAUCGAGCAACGCUUUACCUACAGAAGUGCUUGAGCACAUCAAUCACCACAUCGCUAGAUGGGUUCCAGGCAGAACCAAUCCACUCAACUUCAUCAUCCCCGCGUACGAGACCAUGUGGCGCGUUGUAGCAAUCACGGCCGUAUAUUCUAAUCGCAAUUGCCUGCUGCGCGAGGCCUUUCUCUCAUAUAAUGAGAACCCCACUGACGAUCAGUUCCGUGCCCUCACAAGCGAGGGGACAGGAGCGAAGCCUAGUGUCGAGGCGAUCGUCAGUGAGGUUCUCAGAUUAUACCCACCAACUCGUCAUAUCACUCGCUCCGUAGACGUCCCAUGGUGGAAGCGGCCGUUUGUCCCAUCUGUAGAUGUGGCUGAUGUCGAAGAGGCGCAUAAAUCUAUUCUCUACGGAAGUGAUCCUGAAUCCUUCAAUCCUAUGCGGUUCCAUGCUAGCCAUUCCGGUGCUAGAAGGGAUCAGUUAUAUGCCUUCGGGUACGGAAAGCUCAAAUGUGUAGCGGCAAGCUGGGCACCACCAGCUGCGGCUGUGAUCACCGCGAAAAUCAUGGCGAAGCUGGACGACGUCACGUUUACGCUGAAAGAAGGACCGUGUAUUGGGAAAAGGGAGGGAUGGGAGGGUUGGUCGAUCGAAAGAAUAUAACGAAAGACGUGUGAUAUCUUCAACCGUGCUCUUGAGCUGCUUUUAGGUUGUGUAUAGUCUGCUUGUACUGUAAAUUAGGAGGCUGUCUCCGCUUUGAAGAUGAGGGUGUACUGUAAUUAUCGUUACCCACCUUGCAAUCGAGAGUCGUGUGUUAGUGUCGGGGGAUGGGGAAGAGGGAGCCGUAUACUUAUUUGGUGUGUCAUUUGAAUGAAGGCUGAGCUGGGUAUUGAUAUGAUGUCGUAGUUGAUGUCGAAGGGUGCAAUCUGUGGGAGCAGUGACCGC